AAAAAAAAAAAUAGUAGUACCUAUAUAUUCAGAGAGUUGUGUUGGGAAAAUUUUUUUGAUAGGAGGGAACAUUUGGAUUCAUUGAAGGAUAAUUUAGUGCUGCGAUUUUUGACUGGAUUGAAUGGGGAAAUUUGUACGCCAUCGACGCUGGGAGGAAGCUCAGAUUUCUCGUGAUUGCUAGAACUGGCGAGUGAACCGUGCUGUGCCAUUUCCUCUGUGCUUUGGCCUUAAGCGCUGUCUUCACGCCGAGCCGUGUAGGUUUGGUGUCUCUGUGUGUGGGACGACCACGGCCAAGACUACCUAUAUGAGCGCGAGGAGGCCACCGCUGUGUUUUUAUGGGAGUGUGAAUUGACGCGUAUUCGAAGGUCUCCGGCGGAGGAGCGCUCAGUGAGUGAGUAAUGGAUUUAUCAAUCGUGCAGUGAUAAGCCUCUUGCGAAAGAAAACUGUCAUCGUAGUAGGCUCGAAAGUCGAAGUUGAGUAUCGAAAUCGCGAUUGAAUCGAAGACGGCGGUGUGUUGACGGCAGAGCCCGGCGGGGUGAGCGAACGACCCUGGGUUCGAUCCUCGCUGUGAACGGGCAGAGCACAGGGAGAAAUAUUGCGAUUCUGUCACAUUACGCACGCACAUACACACGCACGGAUCGACAAACGAACGAAUGAGUGGAUGCGCUCGCGGCUCCAGUUUCGAUUUGGAUUGCUGGUGGCUCUUGCUCUGGCGAGUCGCGACUCGCGUGCGCGAUUUAUUCGCGAAGAGAGUGAGUUACCUGCUGAGUCGAGCGUAUCUUGCAUUGUUUUUGUUCUUGGCGGCGAAUGUUUGCGUUUUGCAUACAUAGGCACAUGGCAAUUGGCUUGAAUAACAAAAAGCAAAUCUAAAUUCUUCCAUUCAUUCGUUUGUUUAUGUCAUCGGUGCGAGGGAAUCGCUUGAAUCGCGUUCUUUUAUCGCUGGCAAUCCGAAACGCGAAGCUUGCAGUGGUGCAGAUUUUCACUGCAAUCGACGAGUGCCACCGGAAGAAUAGGAGGCUGCUGAAUCGCGUCAGCUGAGAAAAUCGUGUGCCGCCGACUGAGGACCGACGGCCGAGGCCGAGGAAAAACGACGACAGAAAUAACGAGAGCGAGUGAUUUUUCUGCUCAUAAAAACGAGUUCCGGGAAAUUAGGUCCUCCGAGAAGGACGAGAGCCCAGUAGGCGAGUGUUUCAGCGUAAAAAAAAGUAUCAGAAGCUCGGUAAAAAGUGUUUAUCCGUUUCCAUGUAAACUACGGUGAAAGUGGUGUCAAGUUCCGUGUCAAUCGGCUACGCCUGGCUUGUUUAGUGAGAAAGAAGGAAAACAAGCGACAGCGAGAGAGAAUACAUUCGCACGCACGUGAACCCACAUACAAACAUCACCGCACAGGAAGUAGCAUUGGCCAGCCAGUAGAGAGGGCGAUUGUGUCCGGUCCAUACGGUCGUGGUUUUUCAUUCAUCGCACAGCGCAGCACAGCACAGCAAAACAACAACAAACACUUCCACACGCCAAGAUGGCGGACCUCGAAGCGGUGCUGGCCGAUGUCAGCUACCUGAUGGCGAUGGAGAAAUCCAAGUGCAUGCCGGCGGCACGGGCCAGCAAGAAGAUCGUCCUGCCGGAUCCAAGUGUUCGAAGCGUGAUGCACAAAUACCUGGAGAAGGAGAACGAGGUGAACUUCGACAAAAUCUUCAAUCAGGUGUUAGGAUACCUCCUAUUCAGAGAUUUCUGCGACAACGUCUCAGAUGAACCGGUGCCACAUUUAAAAUUCUACGAAGAGAUCAAAGCCUACGAAAAGACAGAGUGCCACGACGAGCGGCGGAAGCAAGCCAGGGACAUUUACGACAAUUUUAUUAUGAAAGAAAUGCUGUCGCACACACACGAAUACUCGAAGGAGGCGGUGGCGCACGUGCAAAAGUACCUCAUGAAGAACGAGGUCCCGGUGAAUCUGUUCGAGCCGUACAUCGAGGAAAUUUUCCACCACCUGCGGGGCGAACCGUUUCGGAAGUUUCUCGAAAGCGACAAGUACACCCGCUUCUGCCAGUGGAAGAACCUGGAGCUCAACAUUCAGCUGACGAUGAACGACUUCAGUGUGCACCGGAUCAUCGGUCGGGGCGGUUUCGGCGAGGUUUACGGCUGCCGGAAGGCCGACACCGGCAAGAUGUACGCCAUGAAGUGUCUAGACAAAAAACGGAUCAAAAUGAAGCAGGGUGAAACGUUGGCGCUGAACGAGCGGACGAUGCUGUCGCUGGUCAGUACCGGGGUCGACUGCCCGUUCAUUGUGUGCAUGACGUAUGCAUUUCACACCCCGGACAAACUGUGCUUCAUCCUGGACCUGAUGAACGGUGGCGAUCUGCACUACCACCUCUCCCAGCAUGGCGUAUUCAAUGAGUCCGAUAUGAAGUUUUAUGCAGCGGAAGUCAUUCUCGGGUUGGAACACAUGCACAAGCGGUUCAUCGUGUAUCGGGACCUGAAACCGGCCAACAUUCUGCUGGACGAGAAUGGACACGUGCGGAUUUCGGACCUGGGGCUGGCGUGUGAUUUCAGCAAAAAGAAGCCGCACGCCUCGGUCGGCACCCACGGGUACAUGGCACCGGAAGUGCUGUCGAAGGGAACCCCGUACGACUCCAGUGCCGAUUGGUUCAGCUUCGGCUGUAUGCUGUACAAACUGCUCAAGGGCCAUUCGCCCUUCCGGCAGCACAAAACCAAGGACAAACACGAAAUCGACCGGAUGACGCUGACGAUGAACGUCGAACUACCGGAAUCAUUUAGCAAAGAACUGAGAGACUUACUGGAAGGACUGCUACAACGGGACAUAGAUAAACGAUUAGGCUGUAAAGGGGGAGGGGCGGACGAGGUCAAAGCGCAUCCAUUCUUCACCGGUAUCGACUGGAACCAGGUGUACUACCAGAAGUACACCCCACCGCUGAUACCGCCCCGGGGGGAAGUGAACGCCGCGGACGCCUUCGAUAUCGGUUCGUUCGACGAAGAGGACACCAAAGGUAUCAAACUGACUGAACAGGACCAAGAGCUUUACAAGUACUUCCCGCUGACCAUCUCGGAAAGAUGGCAGCAGGAGGUGGCAGAAACAGUAUUCGAAACCGUCAACCAGGAGGCGGACCGACUGGAACAGAAGCGAAAGGCGAAGCAGAAGCAGCGGUUCGACGCGGACGAGAAAGACUCGGACUGCAUACUGCACGGGUAUCUCAAGAAGUACAGCGGCUCGUUUGCGUCGGUGUGGCAGACGCGGUACGCAAAGCUUUAUCCAAAUAGGCUAGAACUACACACGGAAAGUAGCAGCACGAAACCGGAUCUGGUGUUUAUGGAUCAGAUCGAGGAAGUCGCGCCGGACUACGUACAGUUCAAGAAUGAACAGUGCAUACAGAUUAAGUUCCGAGAUGGCAUCCGGGAUGGACGACUGAUACUGACGAUGGCGGACGAAAUCGGCCUCAAAGAGUGGUCCCUCUCCCUACGCGGUGCCCACAAAGAAAGCCAGGAGCUGCUCGGUUCGAUGGCCAAGAAGGCCGGUAAAAUCUACGGUACCGAACGGGACGCCUCCAAAGCCAACGUACUGAUCUCGUCGUCUGCCACUUCCAAUUCCAACGCCAGUGCCACAGCCAAUGCCGCUGCUGCCGCCGCCGCCGCCGCCGGUGGCCAACGGAACGCCAACGGGUCGUCCAACUAGCGGUUACUGUUGCGAUCUCGGUCCUGCUUCAUAGAACCGAGUCGUCUGAAGGAACCCCUGCUGAAGAUGAAGUGCAAGGACACUUAAAAAGGAAGGGUCGACGGCUUUAUUCUCGGUUUCUUCUUUCGGUUCUGUUCUGUUUAGGGUGUUUUAGUUAGUCGUUUGUAUUUCGAAUUCGCUGUGGAGUAUUUAUGAAAGCAUUUUUCUGAGGGUUUAUGUUAGAAUUUUGACGUUUUGGUUGGGGCAACCAGGUUCAAACGGGUUCAAUCGGAACGCAUUGGCUUAUAGAGUGGGGAUGCGCGAACAAGAGUGUGUGCAAGGGUGUGAUGAAAUUCUAAAGGAAAUCGUGGGAAAUUCGAAGCGGAGGGCAGGGAGUAACUGUUCUCUCUCCGCUGACAGUGAUAUGAACAAAGUGUGAAGUAAACAGUGAAUAUUUUAAUCGGUAGGAGUUACAAUUAUACAAACAAAGGCACACAUACAAGCAGAUGCAGCCAAUAGAAGCGAAGGGGCACGGGUUGGCUGUCCGCGAUUGUUUUUUCGUAGCGGACAGCGAACUUGCUGUCAUCAGUCGUCAGUCAGUGCUGACUUUGAUGGUUUUGUUUUGUUUGGAGAAUCGUAAACAAAGCAGGUUGGGGAAUUGCACUGUAACGAGAAAGCUUGGCUUGCUUCGUUUACGAGUCUUGUGACGUCGCAAGAUUGUUUUCGUUGUAAUUUAUUCGUUUGAGUAUUAGUUCUGUUGAUAUUUAUGUUUGUAGUAUCGAUGCAAAGUCAGUAUUGGACAGUCAAGCAACAAAAAUUAUAGCAAAAAUAAUUCCUAGGGUUAGCGAAUAAAUGUGUCAAUUUAGUAUUGUACUUCUUUACAUCGGAAGAAGCAAAUCAUAAAAGUAAUAACUAGCGAUGUUUAUACAACUGUGACAACCGGAGAAAUUAGAUGGAAG
Molecule: messenger RNA, 4617 nt
Organism: Aedes albopictus (Asian tiger mosquito)
Lineage: Eukaryota; Metazoa; Arthropoda; Insecta; Diptera; Culicidae
Gene: Gprk1
Product: G protein-coupled receptor kinase 1
Exons: 15
Coding region: 1511-3679 (722 amino acids)
Biological process (GO): regulation of signal transduction; G protein-coupled receptor signaling pathway; protein phosphorylation
Molecular function (GO): G protein-coupled receptor kinase activity; ATP binding; G protein-coupled receptor binding
Source: RefSeq, a predicted model, not a curated record